Molecule: messenger RNA, 2042 nt
Organism: Xyrauchen texanus (razorback sucker)
Lineage: Eukaryota; Metazoa; Chordata; Actinopteri; Cypriniformes; Catostomidae
Product: phospholipid transfer protein-like
Exons: 16
Coding region: 209-1669 (486 amino acids)
Biological process (GO): high-density lipoprotein particle remodeling; ceramide transport; phospholipid transport
Molecular function (GO): phosphatidylcholine binding; diacylglycerol binding; phosphatidylglycerol binding
Source: RefSeq, a predicted model, not a curated record
AGAAACAGUGCGGUUACCCAGCCUGCAUUUCCACACCACUGUAAGUAUUUUAUUAUUGUGAAAGGCUUUUGACAAACAUAAUUUGGGAGGAAAGAAUUGGAACAGGCUGUUAUGCUUGCACAAAUUGUGUACAAAGUUUAUAGUUUCAUUCAUUGUAUGCCACCGCUCAAAGGGGACAGUUGCUCAAAUGAAGGUCUACUGAGGAAUCAUGGGAGUGUUUGAAGUCUCUGUCAUCUUUCUACUGUCUCUCGUCACAAUGACUUCAGCAGAACCGCCUGGAUGCAAGAUACGUAUUACAGCCAGAGGACUGGAGAUGUUGAAGUACCAGACGAAGAAGUUUGUAGAAGAAGAGUUGAGUAACAUCAGUAUCCCAGAGAUGAGUGGAGCCGAGGGCCGUUUCCAAUACACCAUCAAAGAUGUGAAGAUAACCAAGUUGGACCUGAAUUCUGACCUGCGCUUCCAGCCUGAUGUUGGGCUGAUCUUCGAGGUCCAGAACUCCUCCAUCACCCUAAACUUCCAGAGACGCAUCCUUUACUGGCUCUUUUAUGAUGAAGGAGCGAUCAAUGCCUCAGCAGAAGGUGUUAACAUCUUCACAGCUCUCCAUCUCAGCCGAGACCAGGAGGGCCGUCUGAAGAUCUCCAACAUCACUUGUGACGCGACCAUUGCCAAGAUGAGGGCAAGAUUUAGCGGGACCCUUGGGAGGGUUUAUGACUUCAUCGCAACGUUCCUGACUACAGGAAUGCGCUUCAUCUUAAAUAAACAGAUUUGUCCUGCCUUGGAUCACGCAGCACUGGUUUUGGUUAAUCAAUUCCUGGAAACAAUCCCAGUGCGCUCAGAUGUGGACAAUUACGUUGGAAUCGAUUACUCACUGUUGAGUGACCCUGUGGUGACAGAAAGUAGUCUUGAUAUGGAUUUUAGGGGCAUGUUUUACUAUCUUAAAAACGAGAGCGAUACACUGGUGAACUACGCAGUGAAUCCUGUCGUGAGAGAGUAUGACCGUAUGAUCUAUCUAGCACUGUCAGAGUACUUCUUCGACAGUGGACUCUACUCUUACUACAAAGGUGGACUGUUCCAGAUGCAGAUAGCAAACGAACGGAUGUCAAAGGAUUUGGAGAUGCUCCUCAGGACUACCUACUUUGGCACAAUCAUGAUUCUGGACCCGGCUCUAAUCGAGCAUCCUAUGUCACUGGAGUUUGAAGUCACCGCUCCCCCUCGAUCCACCAUCAAGACAUCUGGUGCCAGCGUGGCCGUCAACACUAAUGUCAAAAUUUUGGUUCUCCCGCCUGGAAAAGCACCAGUCCAGCUCAGCAGCAUGACCAUGGAAGCCAAAUUCAAUGCGAAAGUGUCCAUGAAGGGCAAGCGCCUGGCCAUCCAUUUAGAUCUGAGGAGGUUCAAAAUCUUCUCCAAUCAAUCCGCUUUGGAGUCUUUAGCUCUGAUUCCUCUACAAGGUCCCCUGAAGACCAUGUUGCAGAUAUCUGUGGUUCCACUCAUUAACAAUUACACUAAGCGAGGUGUACAGAUCCCUCUACCGGAUGGGAUAGACUUCAAUGAAGAGGUGGUCGAGUAUCACAAUGGGUACAUCAUCGUGGGGGCCAAUAUACAUUUCAUAACAGGUCUGAGAGAAAUAAUCGAGAGAAGACUUUCAGGUUACACAGACAAUGCAAUUUAACAAGAGAGAAAAAGCCACACAAACGUUAACGCAUGUAUUCACAACACUUACGGACAAAUAUCGAAAUGGGUAGCAAUAGAUUCACCGUCUGAAAGGAAUGAACGAACCUUCUGACAAAAGCAUGAUUUCCUCUGAAAUGCGUCACAUUAAGGAAAUAAAAUGGGUUGUGAAUGCAAUUUCAUGUUGACUUUAAAAUGAUAUGUAUUACUGUUGUAUUGAGUGUGCACUUAGAUGUAUAAAACAAAAUGUUUUUGAAUAGAGUUUUUUUGUACAAUUUGUUGAUCUUAAGUUAAAUAUUGUAUGUUAUGAAAGUAGUGUCCGACUCACUCAAAACUGAAAUAUUUGUACCUCUUUAAAAAAAUUCAAUUUAAAA